CUAGCUGAGGCGGGGGCUUCCCGCGGCAUGAACGCUGCCGGCUCCCCGUGCACGCCGGCCGGGCUGGGGCUCUGAGGGCCGCGGUUCCGGACUGAAGUUGCGGCGUCUGGCCGGGCGCGCCUCCGGCUUCCAUGGAGCUGGAGGGGCAGUGGUGGCGAGGACAGCUGGCUGCGGAUAUUCACCAGGCGCUUCGGUACAAGGAACUGAAGCUGCCUUCUUACAAGGGCCAGUCUCCUCAGCUGAAUCUCAGGCGGUAUUUUGCCGAUUUGAUUGCCAUCGUGAGCAAUCGCUUCACGCUCUGCCCUUCGGCCCGACACCUCGCCGUCUACCUGCUGGAUCUGUUCAUGGACCGCUACGACAUCUCCGUCCAGCAGCUGCACCUGGUCGCGCUUUCCUGUCUGCUUCUAGCAAGUAAAUUUGAAGAAAAAGAAGACAGCGUGCCGAAGCUGGAGCAGCUCAACAGCCUGGGCUGCAUGACCAACAUGAACCUCGUGCUCACCAAGCAGAGCCUGCUGCAGAUGGAGCUGCUGCUGCUGGAGACCUUCCAGUGGAACCUCUGCCUCCCCACGGCUGCCCACUUCAUCGAGUAUUACCUCUCGGAAGCCGUGCACGAGACGGACCUGCACGACGGCUGGCCGAUGGUUUGCUUGGAGAAGACUAAGCUCUACAUGGCCAAAUACGCGGAUUACUUCCUGGAGGUGUCUCUGCAAGAUUAUGCCUUUCUAAAUUAUGCACCUUCUUUAGUAGCUGCUGCGUGUGUGGCUUCUUCAAGGAUUAUCCUCCGUCUGUCUCCGACGUGGCCCACGAGACUGCACCGUCUCACCGCUUACUCCUGGGACUUCUUAGUGCAGUGUAUAGAACGGCUGCUGCUUGCUCACGAUAACGACGUGAAAGAAGCAAACAAGCAGAGGGGACCAGCGGCUCCUCAGUCGGCACAGCUGACUGUGUUCCAGGCAGCGCAGCCCUCACGGCCGGUUCCCUUCCAACAGCCUCAGUAUCUUCCUCAGACCUCCAUGCAGUAUCGCCAUGCCGAGUCUGAACAGCCAGGCCGUCCGCAGAUCGUGUCUGCCACGCACACCUCGUCCUACACGCUACAGACUUGUCCUGCGGGCUUCCAAACUAGUGUUCAGGGCCUUGGCCACAUGCAGACUGGUGUUGGGAUGUCCCUGGCAAUACCGGUAGAAGUUAAACCCUGCCUCAGUGUUUCUUACAACCGGAGUUACCAGAUAAACGAACAUUUCCCAUGUGUUACCCCAUGCUUUGAAAGGUGAUGACGUCUGUAUGCAGGUCAUAGACUGUUCCAAGACGGAUAGCUCUGGAGCAAGUUUUUUGUACUCCUCUUCAGAAGGAAAAGGAUACAAAUAGUACCACAAUGCAACAGGCCCCAGCACCAGAGGACUGAGUCUCCCUUUCGGUACCAUGAGUACUUAGGAGGACUUGGCAGGUACUGACAUGUGUCAAAUCCUAUGUGACAGAAAUGUCCCAAUUCUUGGCUGAUGGUCCAAAUAUUUCAUAAUGCUCAAUACAGCAGAAAAUUUGCCAUCCUAAGAUUUGACCUGUAACAGGCUUUGGCCUUACGCUGGCAUAUAUAUCAAAGACUUAGUGUUUAUCUGGGGACUUGCCAAACCAUCUUUUAUGAAGGAAGUUACAGUAUUAAUUUCUGAAGAAUUUUUUUAAUCUUUAAUCAGGUUUUUUUGACCUACUGGUAGGUUUCUAAAUUCAAACUCACUGGUUGCUAUGUAUACUAACCUGUGCAGUUAAAAAAAUCCAGAUAAUUUUAUAUAACUUCAUAUCAUAAAUACAGGUGCUGGAUUUAUAUACUACAAUUAGGGGCGAAGCAGAUACAUACCUUGAAAUCAUGGUCAUAAAUUUCGUUUUGCUCUGCUACCUUUCCCCACUAAGUGAUCAGCCCCGAUUCUUCAGGGUUAAGCACAUUUAACUCAGGGAACUUGUAGUACUCGGAAACACUUGGCUCUAACCAACAUGCCUGGGGAGUGUCAGGACAUGAACUGCCUGGUCACAGAAGCUGCGGUGCUCCUGCCGGGAUGAGACUAGAUCGUCGCACAGGACAAAUGACCGUGUUCCUGUGUUCAUGCGUGGACAGGCUGGGCACACCCAGAGCCGUCAGAGGCUCACACUCAGAUUGACUGUUGCUCUUUUAGACAGUUUUCAGGAGAGGGCAUUAUUCUAUAAAGCAUCAGUGCUAGAGUAGAGUCAGGUAGGAUUGUUCUGGAGUUGAGGGUGGCUAGGGUAGUGCUCAGGUUGGGCUGACGCUGCACUUUGUUACGGGAGGGUGGUUCAGUGAACACCCUUGGGGUCCAGCAGGUCAGGCAAGCAGGGGUGCUGAUUUCAGAAGCCACUUUCUGCGGCUGGAUGUGUAACUACACAGGGACAAGUCAUUGUAUUGGUAGUAAGUAAAAACAGCAAUAAUAGGCAACCUGGCCGUAAAACAUGUCAGGAAGAGGACAAACUUCAAAAGUAAAAAAAUAACUGAUAAACUGUACUCUUAUCCACGGAAGAGGAAAGAGCUGUUGAAGGGAAACUGUCUGGUUUAAAAUAAGUAAGGUGUGUUUGUUUUAUAAGAUAGCACUUGAAUAGAAAAGGAACUGUGGCAGCUGGGAGACCACAGUGUCUGUUGGGAGAGCUCUCUGUACAGAUGUGGGUGUGCAGCAGGAGUCAUCGGCCUUCGCUAGGAAGGGAAAGGAAGGAUUCCACAGCGUGAUGGCCUGACUGAGGCCGCUCCGCUGGAGAAGGCCAGUGGGCAGCGUCUGCCGACAGUUCUUAGAGAAAUGUUCUUUCCUUAAAAGGAAGCUAACUUUUAUAUUUUGCAUACAUAAGGCAUGGUGUGGACUUACUAGUCUGGUGAUGAAAACCACUCAGGUAAGAACACUCAUGACAGGAACACAUCACUUUUCCUCUUUAAAAAAGGCUGCUAAUUGGAUUUUAUAAUUCUUAAGAAAACUUGAAUUAUUAGGAGGAAGUAGGUUCAAAAGAUAAUGUAUCUUUCACGUUCACAGAUAGAGCCCAGCAACAUGAAGUCCAAUGCUCAGUAUUGUAACUACCUCAGUAAUGCUAUGAAUGUAAGAGACCGGGAUCGAAUCCUAACUUGAAACAACAGCCAGUGCCUGUGGUAAUUUAAUGUCUUGUCAGUGCUUUUAUUGAUUGGUUAUAUGUCAUUCUUGCUGUCAAAGAAUGUUUGCCUUUUUUAAAAAGCUUAUUAACACUUUCCAGUUUAUAUUUAAAAAGCUAAAAAACACUGGAUUAAUCCUUUUGGGGGGUAGAGUCAAAUAAUUGAUGACGAUCUCUGCAUACCCAGGUGGGGAGGCUGGGGAAUCAUGGCUAUUUUUAAAAACGCAGGAUUCAAUAUAAAUACAAUUCAACAACAGUUAGCUGGGGAUGGGGGAGGCGUGUGGGUUUCAUUUUGUUUAAUUUAUUAAUUAGUCUUAAAAGUUUUUUUUCUGUUUUGUUUUGAGAUUACUGGACCAUCAUUAAAUGUGUACUGUGAAAAGAUUAAUGAUGUGUGUAAAGGACUUAGCCAGAGUCCAUUAAUAAACACUAUUCAAGUACAAAAUGCAAACCAAAAUAUCUGUGCUAUGACUAACUACAAACAGCGAGUAUGGUGCUAAGUCUACACAGCAGGGUCAGAUGAGUGCUGUGCACUUGAUUUUAAAAUAAAAGUAGUUUUCACU
Molecule: messenger RNA, 3689 nt
Organism: Apodemus sylvaticus (European woodmouse)
Lineage: Eukaryota; Metazoa; Chordata; Mammalia; Rodentia; Muridae
Gene: Ccnj
Product: cyclin J
Exons: 6
Coding region: 132-1271 (379 amino acids)
Biological process (GO): mitotic cell cycle phase transition; regulation of cyclin-dependent protein serine/threonine kinase activity
Cellular component (GO): nucleus; cytoplasm; cyclin-dependent protein kinase holoenzyme complex
Molecular function (GO): cyclin-dependent protein serine/threonine kinase regulator activity
Source: RefSeq, a predicted model, not a curated record